AUGGAUAAAUAUGAUUUAUCUGUGACACAUUCCACAGAGUUUGUGGACAUAGAUGGAGUGUCCUACUUUCCUAGUUCCAAGAAAAUCAUUAUUUCUGACUUAUGGACAAACGAGAAGAAACUUGAGAUUACUUCAAACAUAUUUCCUUUGAACCUAUAUGCAAAACUGAAAAGGUCAGAGAUGGCAUCCAAUUUAGAUUUUCACAAGGCUCAGCUGAAAAAUGGGACUGAAGUCACUGUGUUUAUCUUAACAGGCUUCACAAAUGAUUUUGAGAUGCAAGUCUUACUAUUUCUGCUAUUUCUGGCAAUCUAUCUCUUUACACUGAUAGGCAAUUUGGGUCUCGUAGUGUUGGUCAUUGGAGAUUCUCGACUUCACAACCCCAUGUACUAUUUUCUCAGUGUUUUGUCAUUUUUGGAUGCAUGCUAUUCUACAGUUGUCACCCCCAAAAUGUUGGUCAACUUCCUGUCAGAGAAUAAAACUAUUUCAUUUUAUGGCUGCGCAGCACAGAUGCUGCUCUUUGUGUCUUUGGGGAGCACAGAAUGCUUUCUCCUGGCGGCAAUGGCAUAUGAUCGCUACGAAGCCAUCUAUAACCCUCUCCUGUAUUCAGUGAGCAUGUCACCCAGAGUCUAUGUGUCACUCAUUAUUGCUUCUUACGUUGCUGGUGUCAUGCAUGCUUCAGUACAUACAGUGGCCACCUUUAGCCUAUCCUACUGUGCAUCUAAUGAAAUAAGACAUGUCUUUUGUGACAUCCCUCCACUCCUUGCUAUUUCUUGUUCUGAUACUCAUGCGAACCAGCUUUUACUCUUCUACCUUGUGGGAGCAGUUGAGGUGGUUACCAUCUUGAUUGUUUUAAUCUCCUAUGCUUUCAUCUUGUUGGCAAUUCUGAGAAUGCGUUCUGCUGAAGGAAGACGAAAAGUCUUUUCCACCUGUGGAUCUCACCUCACCGGAGUGUCGAUUUAUCAUGGGACCAUUCUUUUCACAUAUGUGAGACCCAGUUCAGGCAAUGCUUCUGUUCAUGACAUGGUAGUGUCAGUAUUUUAUACUAUUGUGAUCCCCAUGUUAAAUCCUAUUAUCUACAGUUUAAGAAACAAAGAUGUCAAAGAAGCCAUGAAAAAAUUGCUGAGGGACAUAGGUUUAUAA
Molecule: messenger RNA, 1140 nt
Organism: Suncus etruscus (white-toothed pygmy shrew)
Lineage: Eukaryota; Metazoa; Chordata; Mammalia; Eulipotyphla; Soricidae
Product: olfactory receptor 5T1-like
Exons: 2
Coding region: 1-1140 (379 amino acids)
Biological process (GO): G protein-coupled receptor signaling pathway; sensory perception of smell
Cellular component (GO): membrane
Molecular function (GO): G protein-coupled receptor activity; odorant binding; olfactory receptor activity
Source: RefSeq, a predicted model, not a curated record